AUGCGCAGGUGCCUUGCCUUUCGGCAUCUCAUGGGUGCUGACCGCAGCUUUUCUGGGGCUGUGCACUCUUGCCGUACAUCGUCGUCCCUUCAGACUCUAGUCGCUUGCUCGGGCACCCUCUGUUUCUCCUGCUCCAAGGCCUUCGCCACUUCAUCCUCCAUCACCAUCUCGUCCGCCAGGUGUGUGUCGUGCGUUGUCGUCUGCACACCCGUCCGGCACUUCGGCAAUGCGCCGUCGCGCGUUCGCCCAGCUGAGACACCCGCCGAGAACAUGUGGCGGCAGAGUGAGCGCGAGACGAGCGCCUCCGUCGUCAUUGUCAUCAUGUUCAUGGUGCCACUGUGGCUUUACGUGCUCUCAGCGCAUGGGCAGGAGCAGAAGCGCGCCGCGGUGCGCGCUUGGGCGCUGGAGCAACGUGAAAAGCAUCACCCCUCUGAGUGUGAGGGCGAAUGCAAGGCGUAG
Molecule: messenger RNA, 459 nt
Organism: Leishmania major strain Friedlin
Lineage: Eukaryota; Euglenozoa; Kinetoplastea; Trypanosomatida; Trypanosomatidae
Exons: 1
Coding region: 1-459 (152 amino acids)
Source: RefSeq, a predicted model, not a curated record